AUGGUGAGGGGACGAGAUGUAAGCAACUAUCGUAAUCUUCAUGGAAAGAUAUCACAAAAUGUAUUAGCAGCUUGUAAGUGCCCCAAGAUAAGUACUUAUUUUUUAAAUGAUUCAAAGCUACUAAGUGAUGCUUUAUCAAGGAGGAACGGACUUAAAGUGCCCCAAGGUCGUGGUAAUGACCCUCAAAGUGAAAAUGAAUUGUUCUAUAUCUUUGCCAUGCAUCCUGGCGAAAUGUGA
Molecule: messenger RNA, 237 nt
Organism: Prunus armeniaca (apricot)
Lineage: Eukaryota; Viridiplantae; Streptophyta; Magnoliopsida; Rosales; Rosaceae
Source: the annotation of a GenBank genome assembly